Molecule: messenger RNA, 1116 nt
Organism: Ascoidea rubescens DSM 1968
Lineage: Eukaryota; Fungi; Ascomycota; Saccharomycetes; Ascoideales; Ascoideaceae
Product: saccharopine dehydrogenase
Exons: 1
Coding region: 1-1116 (371 amino acids)
Cellular component (GO): cytoplasm
Molecular function (GO): saccharopine dehydrogenase (NAD+, L-lysine-forming) activity
Source: RefSeq, a predicted model, not a curated record
AUGUCUCAACGAAUAAUCUUACAUUUGAGAGCAGAAACCAAACCAUUGGAAGCUCGAGCUGCUUUAACUCCUUCCACUGUUGAGAAGUUGCUUCAAGCAGGCUUCAAAAUAUACGUGGAAAAAUCAUCUCAAUCUACCUUUGACAUCAAAGAAUACGAAAAAGCAGGUGCAAUCAUAGUUCCAGAAGGUUCGUGGAAAAAUGCACCAAGAGAAAGAAUUAUAAUCGGAUUGAAAGAACUUCCUGAACAAACAUUCCCCUUGAUCCACACCCACAUCCAGUUUGCUCAUUGUUAUAAAAAUCAAGCAGGCUGGCAAGAUGUGCUUCAAAGAUUUCCUGAUGGCCAUGGUUUGCUAUAUGAUUUGGAAUUUUUGGAAAACGAUCAAGGAAGAAGAGUAGCAGCUUUUGGCUUCUACGCAGGUGUUGCAGGUGCUGCUUUAGGUGUCAAAGACUGGGCUUUCAAACAAACACACUCUGAUUCUGAAGAUUUGCCUGGUGUCACUCCUUAUCCUAAUGAAACCGAGUUAAUCAAUGACGUUAAAGAAGACUUGAGAAAAAUAGCAAAUAACAAUAAACCAACUGUUUUGAUAAUUGGUGCCCUAGGCCGAUGUGGUUCGGGUGCAAUUAAAUUUUUACAAGACGUUGGAAUUCCAGAUGAAAAUAUUAAAAGAUGGGAUUUAGAAGAGACUAAACCAGGUGGUCCAUUUAAAGAAAUUGCAGAUUCUGACAUUUUUAUUAAUUGUAUUUAUUUGUCACAGCCAAUUCCACCAUUCAUCAAUUACGAUUUGCUAAACUCUGAAACAAGAAAAUUAAGAACAAUUGUUGAUGUAUCUGCCGACACUACAAACCCACACAAUCCAAUUCCUGUUUAUACAGUUGCAACUGUUUUCAAUAAGCCAACUGUUGUUGUUGAGACCAACAAAGGACCAAAAGUAUCUGUGAUUUCAAUUGACCAUUUGCCUAGUUUGUUACCAAGAGAAGCAAGUGAAUUUUUUGCUCAUGAUUUAUUACCAAGUUUACUAGAAUUGCCCAGCAGAAAGAGUUCAAAUGUUUGGACAAAAGCUGAAAAAUUGUUCAACUCCAAAGUAGCUGAAUUACGUAGACAACAUAAAUUAUGA